Ostreobium quekettii is the source of this 1146-nucleotide messenger RNA. Lineage: Eukaryota; Viridiplantae; Chlorophyta; Ulvophyceae; Bryopsidales; Ostreobiaceae. The record is from the annotation of a GenBank genome assembly.
AUGUCCAGCACCCGGGUCGUCCAAUCCACGAGCGCGGGCUUCGCGAUCCGAUGCAGGCCGCUGCGGCGUGCCGCGGCGGCCAGGCCCGCCGCCUGGAGCUGCGCCGGCCGGCGGCAGCUCAGGGUGCCGACGCGCUGUAGAGGAAUGGGCGUUCCUAAGACAGAGGAACGGGAGGUUGGGACUGAUGCAGUUGGGGGCAAUGGCAGUGGCAAUGAUGACUUCCAGGGCAAUGGCCGGGGGGAUGAUGAUGAUGCUGAAGAUGGGGAUUCUUCCAUCGAUGAAGAUGAGCUGCUGAAUUUGGCAGAGGCCGAGUCCCUUGCUGCAGAAAAGGGGUUUGAGCUGCCGCAGGACUAUGCUGCUGCUGCAAGGUCUGGUGGGUUGAGAGCAUCCACUCUACGUGGAUUUGCAAACGUGCAGGCCCUUCCCUUUGCUGGUGCACUGGUGUGGAUGCUGCCAUGGGUACGAGAUCGCAUGGUUGCAGACCCCCGUUUCCUCUACAAGGUGUUUGUCGAGGUUGCAAUUGACUCAGGUUGUGCCACUGUCGCUGAGGUCCGCAAGCGAGGUCAGAAUUUUUGGGGAGAGUUCGAGUUCUACUUGUCGGACAUGGCAGUGGGAUUUGUCCUGGAUGUUGCACUCGUGACGAUGCUGGCACCUGUGGCUGUGGUGGGGGCAAAGCCACCGUCGUCCAGCAUGUCAGGUCUCAUGCGUUGGUGGGCUCGACUGCCCAGUGCAGUGUUUGAAAAAUCCAUACCCAAUGUGAGGAAAUACACCCUUGCAGAUCGCGUUGCGUGUUUCCUUGUGAAAGGCAUCGAGUAUAGCAUCGUUGGACUCUGCUGCGGCUUCGUGGGCCAGGGUGUGGCCAACAGCCUCAUGUUGCUCAGACGGCGGCUGCGUGGCGGCGCUACGGAAGAGGACGUGAUAGUGCCGCCACUGGUGCGCACUGCCCUUGUGUGGGCUCUGUUCAUGGGGGCAUCCUCCAACGUGCGGUACCAGACUGUGGUGGGCCUGGAGCGUACGGUGGACAUGACCAUCGCCAAGACCGUGCCACAGGUGGCUUAUGGAACCACCGUCAUCAUCCGGUUCAUCAACAACGUCAUCGGUGGGGAGAAUUUCAUCGACCUGGCACGAUGGGCUGGCGUGCAAUGA